UUUUAUUUCACUUUCGCUUUCACUUUCACUUUCACUUUCUUCUUUCGUCGUCAAACAUCCUCAAUUUUGCAUGACCACGCCUUGGCUACCUCGCACCAUAGAGCUGGCUGUCUCUGCCAUAUCGCUGGCUAGCCUGACAGACAUUGCAUGCUGGAUACCCGAAAUAUCCAGAAACUGGCGGCAAGUGAUACCAGUUUCAGCAUGCUUUCUGACAGAGCACAGUGUGCUUCCUGAAUCGGCCGCCUUGGUGCUUCUUUCCUUAGCAUCGCUUCGCUCUACUCCCAGCUCAGCCAUUGCUCUGGCGCACCUAUUGCAGGCUGUUCAUCUGUAUAUUCUGGCGAGUCCAGUCACGUUUUCGCAGACAAUACUCGUACUCUUUCAUGUCGUCCUGGCACAAAUGCUUGUAGCGCCAGGCCUGUGGGAGCAAAUUGCUGCUGUGGAUUGUAUCCGGUUAUUGUUUCAUUCGCAGCGCCCGAAUAUGUCUUUGCGAUGGAACCGGAUCCAGGUUAGCCGUGAAAAAGGGUGGAAUGCUGUUCGUGCUGCACUGGCUGCCGCCUGGCUGCCGCUUUUCAUACUAUCCGCUAUCGAUGCAUUGGCGCUGAUUGGAAGCCACCACCGCCGCAUGGUACUGGGCCAGGUACUGGGCAAUGCCAAUCCCCAGCUGGGCCAGGUAACAUCGCUUUUGAUACUUUCGCACACCUGUGUACUGCGCAGAUUUGUCGCCUUGCAACUGCGAGGCAUAUACAGCUCACUUCAGACUGCUUUAAACGCUGCUGUGCCCAGCUAUGAGAAUCAUGGCAAUGAGAAGGUGCGCGAAUGGAUCUACAUACACUCGGACCUGUUUAUCGGCCGAGCCGCCUCGUUCGUUGCAUGCAUCCCACGUUGUAUUGCUGAAGUAUACAAUCUAUAUCUUGUUGCCUGCAUCAUCGGCUGGCACGUCGCCAUUCCCGUCUCUGUGACUCUCGUGCACACCAUUGCCUGCAAGGCCAUCGACUGGGCAGUAGGCCACUCUGACUAUAGUCAGAACAAGAAUAAGGCGGUAUUGUCGCGAAUGUCUUUCCUUCUAGACAACUUGACGGAGCUGCGGCGGCAUGGCUGGGGAAAUACGAUGGGCGAUGCUGCUGAGCCAAGGCAGGCCCAGGCCAAAGGGCGCGUAAUAUUCAACAUCCUAUCAUAUGUUAUCGGGUUUAUUGGGAGCGCGGCAGCGCAAAUUACCGCAGCCAUGGCCAUUAUCUCGUGCUUCCAAAUGCAAGCUGACAUCACAUAUAUUGACGUUAUCAUGCUCAUGCCUGCCCUCGAUUCCCUCUCCGACGCGCUGUCCUCUGCUGGUGCUGCACUGGAUAAUGCCACGCAGCUAUAUGCGCAGCUCAUGCAAUACUGCAAGCUCUUUGGCAGCCAGACAUCUGGAAUUACGCGCAUUUCGAAGCGGCCCGAUGGAAUGGCCGUGUAUCUCUACAGGGCGUCGUUUGCGUGGAGUGCCGGCAAAUCGCCUGUGCUGGAAGAGAUUACAUUGGAAAUUCGCCAUGGCAGUAUGACAGCGGUUAUUGGGCGAGUGGGGUCUGGGAAAAGCUCGCUGCUAGCAGCAAUGUCUGGGUCUCUUUUACGCUGCAGUGGCGUGGCCGCAGUAUCGGGUAAUGCAUUCCUGGUAGAUAACGAUCCGUGGAUUCUGGAGGGUACAUUCCGUGAUAAUGUGGUGAUGGAUCAGGCAUUCGACGACUCCAGGUACUGGCGGGUUAUCGAGAGCUGCGCGCUCAGCAGUGUUGUUCGCAACUGGCCGAACGGCGAUAUGGAGAUUGUCGAUCAGUAUAUGCUGUCUACCAGCCAGCGUUCAUUGCUGAGUCUAGCCAGAGCCAUCUAUGCUGGUGCCGAUGUGCUCCUCAUUGACGACAUAUUCUCAUACAUCGACCUGAGGACCCGCGACAAGCUGCUUGGCGGAGUGCUGUCGACUGAUGGCAAUAGGACCCUUGUCGUCGUUUCUAGGUCGAAGCCGAUUGUUUCGUUGGCCAGCAGGGUCGUCCGUGUUGAGAACCAACGUGUGAGCGUAGCCAAGCAAACGCCAAAGCAGUGGAAAACUGACUGUUUACUCAUACCGGAGUACUUUGACGGCUCAAUGUCGCCCAGCGCAGGAAGCACAUUUUCUGACAGCACCGCAUUGGAUGCAACAGUUGCUGCUGGGGGAAGAAACAAAUACCAUUUGCCACAGCCAUCCCUAGAAUGGUGGCAUCUGGCAAAAUACAGUGCCCUGUGCGGAUACUUGUGGAUAGUGGUUACGCUGGCAGUGCAGGGCGUCGGACUAUACACUGCGUUUUACGUCGACGGAUACCGUAAAGAGCUGAUUCUUGGCACGGGCUCGCACCAGGGCGUAUCACGAGCGCUAUAUGACUACCUGGUAUCUGAUGUCAUUGUCAGCAUUAUCCAGCAGCAGCUUGUGGCGUGCGAGUGCUGGAUUCGGCGUGGACUGUGGUCUGAGCAAGCCAAAGAAGCCAUUGCACACAAGCUUAUGAAUGCUGUGCGGUACUCUGAAACCCAGAUCGACUCGGCAUUCCGUGACUGCGCAUGCACACUUUUGACAAAGGGCUGCUACGUUCUAUCAACCGAGCUUCCAGAGCAACUCAGCCAGAGAGCUAUGUUGAUUCUCAGGUCAGCCUAUAUCGCGGCGCAGAUCCUGUACGCACUCCCAGUCCUUGGACUGUUUGGCGUUCCCUUCGUGAUAAGCUAUAUCGGAAUACAGCUAUGGUGGAAGGCAGCUGUGGCUAAGAGAGGGUCAGCUAGCGACCAUGCCGGUGCAGCGGAUGAUCUAGAGGAUCAGAAUGAAACGCCUUCGCCGCUCUGCUCGGUUACUAUGUCCAGUGUUGAUGCACAGCGUGAUUCUAUUGUGGAGCAGGCGGAGAGCAAACGGGAUGACUGCAUUGCUUUUGUUGAAAGUGCAAUCGGCGACAUCUUCGCUACCAUUGCCAAUACCAGCUGGCUGCUGUGGCCAUUCCUUUCUCAGCGGCUCACUGGCAGUGGACAUUUCACACCAGCAGAUGUGGAUAUCUCAAUCCGACUCAGCGAGUUGAUAUCCCUGUUAGGCACCGAGCGGAAGCCGCUGUGGCCGCUGCUGUCUGUGCUUCCAAAAUAUUUCGCCUUCACAUCAAGAGCAGAGCCGCCCGUCGGUGCUAGCUCAGAAGAAAUGCCUCUUGUGGCCGGUGGAAAGGUCGUGCUAGAGUGUCGGAAUAUCGGCUUGCAAUUUUCAGGAUGCUCCGAGCCGCUCUGCUCAAACAUCUCCUUUACUCUCCGCACUGGCGAACAGCUUGCGGUCAUCGGACACAAUGGCCAGGGCAAGUCGAUGCUGUUUCGGUCGCUAUUUCGCCUGCAGUGCCCUGGCUCUGCAUUGGGAUCGGUGGCGAUUAAUGGUGUUGAAGUGUCUACUAUUGCCGACUCGGAGAUCGCUUGUCUGGCCGAAUUUGUCACAGCAGAUUCGGUCAUAUUUGACGCGUCUUUGCGCAAGAACCUGGAUCCACUGGGUAGCUUCACAGAUGCCGAGCUGAGCUCUGCGAUGCAGCGGGCACGGAUUCCAGAAAUCAUGCCUCAGAUGACCCUGAAUACGCAGGUUGCUCGCCCGAGCACCUGCCAGAAGCAGAUAAUCUCGCUCUGCCGGGCCGUGCUCUCCAAGCGGCCGAUUGUUGUGUUCGACCAGCUCACAGCCGGGAUGGAUGCACUGACGCAGAAGGCUGUGCACGCGGUGGUCGUUGGCGAGUUCGCAGACCGGGCAGUAAUCAACAUCACCAACCAGCCCAGCGAGGUUAUGUCCAACAGCUAUGUGGUAGCGGUCCAUUAAAUAUCCUGACUCAUAAGACCAUUCCAUCGGCUUCUGGUCCGAUCGACAUGUGUCACCAACUGGCUCUCUCUUCCCCGAUCCGGGAAGGGCAAUGCUACCCGCGCUCACAAGCACGCUGUGGGCGCUUGCAAAUCACAUGGCUGGAUGCCUCUCGUUGUCGGGCGCGAAAGGGGACCAGGGCGGGCAAAAAAUGGCAAGCAAGUGCACUAGUGACGAAGCAUUCUGA
Messenger RNA from Linderina pennispora, 4046 nucleotides. Its product is annotated as P-loop containing nucleoside triphosphate hydrolase protein. Gene Ontology annotation, biological process: transmembrane transport. The record is from RefSeq and is a predicted model, not a curated record. The transcript is spliced from 2 exons. The coding region runs from base 71 to 3820 and encodes 1249 amino acids. Gene Ontology annotation, molecular function: ATPase-coupled transmembrane transporter activity; ATP binding; ATP hydrolysis activity. Gene Ontology annotation, cellular component: membrane. Lineage: Eukaryota; Fungi; Kickxellomycota; Kickxellomycetes; Kickxellales; Kickxellaceae.